UUCAUUACAAGGUCCGUGUGGACGAGCCCUUUUAUCAUUCCCUUCUCACUUUUGGUGCCACAACAUACAGGAAUCCAAGCAUUCAUACGAUCUGCGAGAGUUUCCGAGUUUUUUUCGUGUUCAUGAUGGGUUAGCCUUUGGUGCCGCGGUUGAUGUAAUCAGACAGAGUUGUCUUCAUCCUAGGAUUUGGUAUUACGCCCAUGUGGUGCAGCACAACAGAAGUCCCACGAGAGCUGUUUGAAUGUCUGAAACUUCAUGAUUUGUGCAGUACGUCCAAUUGAGAUCGCUUGUUUUACUGAAGGCGUGAUUGUUUGGAGCUGCAAGUCCUAAAAUUGACCCAAAGAGCCAUGGAAGAGGUGCCGGAGAGCGAGCAGAUGAAAUGGGCAUUAACGAGAGAUGAAUUCGUGCAAGAACUGAAGAAGGCCACUCGUAUAGCAGCUCCAAUGGUGGCAGUUACGGUGUUGCAGUACCUCGUGCAAGUUGUGUCGAUGGUUGCUGUUGGACACCUUGGCCAGCUCUCGCUAUCUAGCGUUGCCAUCGCCACUUCUCUUGCCAAUGUCACUGGCUUCAGUCUCCAUACAGGAUUGGCUGGCGGACUUGAAACUCUAUGCGGGCAAGCUUAUGGUGCGGGACAAUACCAGAAACUCAGAGAUUACCUUUACAGCGCCGUUAUUUCUCUCAUUCUAGUUUGUCUUCCAAUUUGCAUCCUCUGGAUUUUCAUGGACAAGUUCCUGGAACUAAUGCACCAAGAUCAUGUAAUCUCACAGGAAGCCAGAAAAUAUUUGAUGUGGCUAAUUCCUGCGCUGCUUGGGGGUGCAAUCCUCAAGCCACUUGUUCGGUUUCUCCAAACUCAAAGCCUUAUACUACCCAUGCUCCUCACCUCCUUCUUGGUCCUCUGUUUCCACAUACCCCUUUGCUGGAUUCUUGUGUACAAACUGGAGUUAGGAAGCCCAGGCGCGGCCUUGGCCUGCAGCAUAUCGACUUGGUUGAAUGUGACGCUGCUCGGGUUCUACAUGGUGUUCUCUUCAGCAUGUGAGAGAACCCGUGGGCACUUCACUAGGAAUGCCUUCCUUGGAAUCCCCGAGUUCUUCAGAUUCGGAGUGCCUUCUGCUUUCAUGAUCUGCCUAAAAUGGUGGUCGUGCGAGCUGCUCACAUUGUUAUCGGGCCUUUCACCGAAUCCAAAGCUGGAGACCUCGGUUCUCUCCAUAUGUUUUUCGAUCUCUACAUUGCACUUCACCAUAUCAUAUGGUUUUAGAGCUGCUGCCAGUACUCGGGUCUCAAACGAGCUCGGAGCAGGGAACCCGAACCGGGCUAGAGUCGCAGUUCUGGCAAUACUGUCACUUGCUAGUAUUGAAGCAGUCAUCAUGGGAACCGCGCUCUUCUGCUGCCGUCAUGUCCUGGGAUAUGCUUAUAGCAACGAGAAGCAAGUGGUGCAUUACAUUGGAGUCAUGACUCCUCUUGUUUGUCUCUCCAUUUUCAUGGACAGUUUGCAGGCAGUCCUAUCUGGAGUUGCCACGGGAACCGGAUGGCAGCACAUAGGAGCGUACAUAAAUCUCGGGGCGUUCUACUUGAUAGGACUCCCGACCGGAGUGAUUUCCGGCUUUGUCCUGCAUCUACGAGCCAAGGGGCUUUGGAUCGGUGUCGUAUCCGGAACCGCCGUGCAAUUGGCUCUCCUCUUUCUCGUUACUGGAGCCACAAACUGGCAGAAGCAGGCGAACAAAGUCCGGAACAGGAUAUUUGCGCAAAAUUCUUACCAAGAGCAACGUGAACAGAGGACUAGGAGUAUCUCUACAUGACAAAAUGCAAAAUUUGCCUGUUGCUUUUCCCAUCAAUUGUCAAACAGGAGACAGUACUAUGAAUCAGAUGCGCUUACUUUCGGCGGAUUAUGUGCGGUUGGUGCAAUUUGAGUUGAUUCCCAAUACAUGUGCAAUGGUACCAUGGAUGGUGUCGUCAUUAC
Rhodamnia argentea is the source of this 1957-nucleotide messenger RNA. RefSeq names its product protein DETOXIFICATION 14-like. NCBI's taxonomy places the organism in Eukaryota, Viridiplantae, Streptophyta, Magnoliopsida, Myrtales, Myrtaceae. The transcript is spliced from 8 exons. Bases 348 to 1796 code for a protein of 482 amino acids. Gene Ontology annotation, biological process: xenobiotic detoxification by transmembrane export across the plasma membrane. Gene Ontology annotation, cellular component: membrane. The record is from RefSeq and is a predicted model, not a curated record. Gene Ontology annotation, molecular function: xenobiotic transmembrane transporter activity; antiporter activity.